AGAGAGAGAGAGAGAGAAACAGAGACAGCGUUGAAAAUGCAAGGGAGAGAAUCUGGCAGUUCCGGCUUUGAUCUUCCUGAUAGAGUUUUGCAAGUGCUUCCUUCUGAUCCUUUUGAACAGCUCGAUGUCGCCCGCAAAAUCACUUCCAUCGCUCUUUCGACUCGCGUCUCGAUGCUUGAAUCAGAGUCCUCUGUUCUGCGCUCUAAAAUUUCUGAGAAAGAUGAGAUUGUAGCGGAUUUAAGGUUCCAGAUCGAAUCGCUCAACGAUUCUCUCUCCGAGACCGUCGAUAAACUCGCCAGGGCCGACGAGGAGAAGGAGAGCUUGGAGAAAGAGAACGCCUCGUUGUCGAACACCGUGAAGAAGCUGAGGGGAGAUGUUGCGAAGUUGGAGGUGUUUAGGAAGACACUGAUGCUAUCACUUCAGGAGGAAGGAGAUAUCCGUACAGAAGUUCCAGAAAUGGUCGCUAAGAUACCGAGCCAACCAUCUACUGUUUCCCAGAUUAAAGAAGAUGUUUCAUCCUUGCCGUCCUCCAGAUACUCAUCGGUUCAGAGCCAGACUUCUGAAGUGGGAAAUUCAUUAGCAGAGGAUCAUGAUUUCGAUGGAAUUCGACCUCGUAUUGCGCCUGGCCUCCUGUUAGCCUUACAACUAAGUACACCUCGGCUUACUCCCCAUAAUUCUUCUCCUUCACUAUCAGCAUCAAUAUCUCCCAAGAGAACAUCUAGACAUGUGUCACCUAGGCGACAUUCAAUGUCCUUUUCAACCUCCAGGAACGUUUUUGAAGAUAGAUCUUCAGUAUGUUCUUCCGCGCCCUCAAUUUCCUCAGACAAAGGGCAAGCUCGGGUCGAUGGGAAGGAACUUUUCCGACAAGUCAGGACCCGUCUGUCUUAUGAUCAGUUUGCUGCAUUUUUAGCAAAUGUCAAGGAUCUAAAUUCCCACAAGCAAACGAAAGAGGAGAUGCUUAAGAAGGUAAAGGAGAUUUUCGGCCACGAUAACGAAGAUCUUUAUACUGUUUUUGAGGGAUUGGUUGCUCGCAGUCUCCAUUGAAGAAACUAAACUAGAAAUGCAGCCAAACGUUGGCAUAUCUGCUAUUAGGUUCGUUCGUUGGCAUCAACUAGUACAUGAUCCGAACACUUUGUCUCAUUUUUUCGAUAUGGAUACAAUAACGAUCAUAGCGAUCUCCUCUAGUAUAUACAGGUACGUAAGGAUUCAAUUGAUCCGAAGUCGUCCUUCUCAUCAUGGGAAAUUCCUCUAUCUCAUCACUUACCUUAUGUCGGUAUCAUGACGUUGUUCUGUAAUUCUUUGCCUAACUUGUGUCAUCAAAUGAGUGUAAAUUCCACUAGUUAGAAUAAGAUGGAACCUUGCUUAUUACAUA
This is a messenger RNA of Cucurbita pepo subsp. pepo (vegetable marrow), 1372 nucleotides long. RefSeq lists its product as uncharacterized. NCBI's taxonomy places the organism in Eukaryota, Viridiplantae, Streptophyta, Magnoliopsida, Cucurbitales, Cucurbitaceae. The record is from RefSeq and is a predicted model, not a curated record.